Molecule: messenger RNA, 3500 nt
Organism: Nelumbo nucifera (sacred lotus)
Lineage: Eukaryota; Viridiplantae; Streptophyta; Magnoliopsida; Proteales; Nelumbonaceae
Cellular component (GO): mitochondrial outer membrane
Molecular function (GO): ATP hydrolysis activity; ATP binding
Source: RefSeq, a predicted model, not a curated record
GAAAACUCAAAAACCGAGGGGGGAGCCUGGAAAGGCGGGAACCGACUCAAGAAGGAGCCUCUCUCCGGCCAUAUAACGGCCCUCCUUUUACCGGAAAUGUGUUCCCGGUGGCCGGAAAGUCAAAAGCAAAUAAAAAAAGCUUUGGCAACUGCUCCUUUUCCGGCUUCUUUUUUGGGUUCGAGAUCCUUUAGUUUCGGUGGUUAUAAAUAGGUGGGAGAGCGUUCUCUGAGGAAAACAAGACUAACCGAAUAUAUUAACGACAGAGAAAGUAAAACGCAGAGAGAGAGAGAGACAGAGAGACAGGCGGUCGACGUAUGUCACACCGAUUGCAGGUUUAGGUAUUGUUGUCGGAACUAAGAGAACUGAUCGUUCUGAGUACUCAAAAGGAAUUUAAACACAAACCCUGAUUCAUAGUCUCUGGUCGAGAAACGGUGGGGUUCCUUUCAGUUUCGAAAUCGGUCGGGUUCUUUAUGUUAAAUAUAUGCCUGCUCGAGAAAAGGAGAGAUUCAUUUCGGUUUCGAAAUUAGUCUGAUUCUUUGUAUUUCAAGGUAGGACAGGGGAAGUGCAGUUUGAACGAAGAGAUAUAGUGUUUCGGGAAUUCAAACGCAAUGGAGCAGAAGCACAUUAUCAUGUCGGCCUUGAGCGUCGGUGUCGGUGUUGGUGUGGGGCUUGGUUUGGCCUCUAGACCGGCAGUAAGUAAAUGGACGAAUCCCAAUUCACCCAAUGCCAUUACUGGAGAACAGAUCGAGAAUGAGCUCCAGAAACAGGUUAUCGACGGCAAAGAAAGCAACAUCACCUUUGAUGAGUUUCCAUAUUACCUUAGUGAGCAGACACGGGUGUUAUUGACAAGUGCUGCCUACGUUCAUCUGAAACAAACCGAUUUGUCUAAGUACACCAGAAAUCUCUCUCCUGCAAGUCGGACCAUUUUGCUCUCUGGACCUGCUGAGAUGUACCACCAAAUGCUUGCCAAGGCUUUAGCGCAUUACUUCGAAGCCAAGUUGCUCUUGUUAGAUGCUACUGACUUCUCACUAAAGAUACAGAACAAAUAUGGCAGUGGGAGCAAAGGAUCUUCCUUGAAGAGGUCCAUCUCAGAUGCAACACUGGAGAGAAUGUCCGGUUUACUUGGUUCAUUUUCAAUCCUUCCACCAAAGGAGACAAAAGGUACAUUACGGAGACAAAAUAGUGUUAUGGAGAUCAGAUCGAGGGCAACAGAAGGUUCUAAUAAUGCUCCAAAGCAUCGUAGAAAUGCGUCUGCUGCAGCAGCUGACAUCAAUAGCUUUGCAUUGCAAUGCAGUCCUGUAAAUCCAGCCCCUCUGAAGCGCACCAGCAGUUGGGCAUUUGAUGAGAAACUUCUUGUACAGUCACUUUACAAGGUUUUGGUUUCAGUGUCGAAAACCAGUCCUAUUGUUCUCUACCUCAGGGAUGUGGAGAAACUUAUUUUUCGAUCACAAAGGAUAUACACUUUGUUCCAGACAAUGUUGAAAAAAUUGUCAGGAUCAGUUCUGAUCCUUGGUUCACGGAUAUCAGAUCCAGGUAAUGACUAUAAUGAAGUGGAUGAGAGGCUCGCCCUUCUGUUCCCAUACAAUAUUGAGACCAAGCCACCUGAAGAUGAGAACCACCUUAUUAGCUGGAGAGCCCAAUUGGAAGAGGACAUGAAAAUGAUCCAAUAUCAGGAUAACAGGAACCAUAUUACUGAAGUUCUUGCAGCAAAUGAUCUUGACUGUGAUGAUCUGGGUUCGAUCUGCCUUGCAGACACAAUUGUCCUCAGUAAUUACAUAGAAGAGAUCAUUGUAUCAGCAGUUUCCUAUCAUUUGAUGAAUAACAAAAAUCCUGAAUUUAGAAAUGGAAGGCUCAUUAUUUCAUCUAGGAGUUUGUCCCAUGGAUUGAGCAUAUUCCAGGAAGGUAAGCGUGGUGGUAAAGAUACUUUGAAGCUGGGAGCAAAUUCUGAACCUGCUAAGGAAUCUGAAGGGGAUGGGAUUAUUGGUGUAAAGCCUGAAUCAAAAUCUGGGACUCCUGCACCUGAAAACAAAAGUGAACCUGAGAAACCAGUUCCUCUGGUGAAGAAGGAGGAUGAGAAUCCACCUGCUCCUGUAAAAGUACCGGAGAUUCCUCCUGACAAUGAAUUUGAGAAGCGCAUUAGGCCAGAGGUUAUCCCAGCAAAUGAGAUUGGAGUUACAUUUGCCGAUAUUGGAGCACUAGAUGAGAUUAAGGAAUCUCUCCAGGAGCUUGUCAUGCUUCCUCUUCGAAGACCAGACCUAUUCAAGGGAGGCCUUUUGAAGCCUUGCAGAGGAAUAUUGUUAUUUGGACCUCCAGGUACUGGGAAGACAAUGUUGGCCAAAGCAAUAGCCAAUGAGGCUGGUGCUAGCUUUAUCAAUGUUUCCAUGUCAACCAUCACAUCAAAAUGGUUUGGGGAAGAUGAGAAGAAUGUAAGAGCUCUUUUCACCCUGGCAGCAAAGGUCUCCCCAACUAUUAUUUUUGUGGAUGAGGUGGAUAGUAUGCUUGGGCAGCGCACCAGGGUUGGGGAGCAUGAGGCCAUGCGUAAGAUUAAGAAUGAGUUCAUGACACAUUGGGAUGGACUAAUGACAAAACCUGGUGAGCGGAUCCUUGUUCUUGCUGCAACAAACAGGCCAUUUGAUCUUGAUGAAGCAAUUAUUAGGCGAUUUGAACGCAGAAUUAUGGUGGGCCUACCUUCUAUAGAGAAUCGGGAGAAGAUUUUGAGAACGCUUUUGGCCAAAGAGAAGGUUGAGGAAGGACUAGAUUUUAAGGAGCUUGCAACCAUGACAGAGGGAUAUAGUGGAAGUGAUUUGAAGAACUUGUGUACAAUGGCAGCUUAUCGGCCAGUUAGAGAGCUGAUCCAGCGAGAGAGACUUAAGGAUCUGGAAAGAAAACGUAGAGAGGACGAAGGGCUGAACUUGGAAGAGGCAUCAAAUGCAAAAGAAGAUAACGAGGAUAAAGUAAUUACUCUCAGGCCGCUGAAUAUGCAAGACAUGAAACUGGCAAAGAAUCAGGUAGCAGCCAGUUAUGCGGCUGAAGGAGCCAGUAUGGGCGAGCUGAAGCAGUGGAACGAGUUAUAUGGGGAAGGAGGUUCAAGGAAAAAGCAGCAGUUAUCAUACUUCCUUUAGAGGCAUGGUGUGAAAUGAGGUAAUUUUUUUUCCUCGAGUCACCAAUACCAUUCUGUUUGAAGAGGAGUGAUAGUUGAAGGCCUUUCACGUGAAACCCAUGGGUGCUGACGGUGUCUUGGUACUAAGAAAAUUCUCACAGUUGUUGCAGUUUCAUGGUAAACUGGAACUGUGUACCAUGUUAUAUUUUUCAUCUAUUAUAUAUUUGGUUUGGGUAUAUCAUGCUUUCCUGUUCUGUUGGUUGGCUAUUACUGGCAAAUUAGCCUCCCAGUUGCCACUAUGUGUUUGAAUAUGUAAGGCUGUUUCAUCCACAUUUAUUAUUGUAAUCUUGUGGGCAACAAGCUGGUCUAAGUUUAUACAGCUUUUUUGUUUUUUGUGUUU